Messenger RNA from Larimichthys crocea (large yellow croaker), 5677 nucleotides. It is a transcript of the gene sphk1, whose product is annotated as sphingosine kinase 1. The transcript has 5 exons. Gene Ontology annotation, cellular component: membrane; intracellular membrane-bounded organelle; cytoplasm. Gene Ontology annotation, biological process: negative regulation of apoptotic process; sphingosine biosynthetic process; cellular response to growth factor stimulus. The coding region runs from base 213 to 1895 and encodes 560 amino acids. The record is from RefSeq and is a predicted model, not a curated record. NCBI's taxonomy places the organism in Eukaryota, Metazoa, Chordata, Actinopteri, Sciaenidae.
AAGUGUUGUCGGGCUCAGUUGGAGAGAGGACUGCGCUCUCUCCAGCUCCAUCAGUGCCAUUCCCUCUUUCAGUCACUAGGGAGAGACUCCGGACUAGAAAAGCUGCUGUUUUCCCACUCACAGGGUCCCACAGCAGCUUCACAGGAUCAGACUCUGCACCGCACCGCCAUCCGCACACCGGCCUGCGGGACGCGUCGCACUCUCCGUCCGGGAUGGAGAAAGACGCAUCUGAACCGGACCCAUCCCGCCAGCGGAACGGGGUCGUGGGCGUGCUGUACGGGGAGUUCACCGACCUGCUCAACGACAGGGUCCGGUACUCUGUGAGCUUAACGGAGAGCGCUCUGACCAUCCAGAAGAUCUCCUCGUCACCCGGCCGGACUAAGGUGGUUUUUAACUUGACCGACUGUGUCGGCUGCCGGGCGUACAGAGGGCCGGACAGCGCGGACGUCGGUGCCUACUUUACAGCUUAUUUCUACCCGUUCAAGAGGCGCUGGAUGAGCGCCGGAGUGGCCCGGCAGAGAGUGGAGCAGUGCUUUAGGGUCGCGCUGGUCCAGGACCCGCACGCCAACCUCCAGGAGGCUGAGAGGUGGGCUUGUGCCAUCAGAGAUGCCUCCGUGUUGCAGGCGCCCCGGAGAGACGGUGUGAUGUAUACGGAGUUGCGUCGGCCUUGCAGAGUCAUGAUGCUGGUGAACCCUCACAGUGGUCGAGGCCAGGCUCUCCAGCUCUUUACUGGCCACAUACAGGGCAUGCUCACCGAGGCCGCUGUUCCCUACACGCUCGUUAUCACAGAGCACCAGAACCACGCGAGGGAGCUGGUGAAGAAGGCGGACCUGUCACAGUGGGACGCCCUGGUUAUCAUGUCUGGAGAUGGGCUGCUGUUUGAGGUGAUAAAUGGUCUGAUGGAGCGAGAGGACUGGCAAGAGGCCAUCCAGACCCCCUUGGGUAUUCUACCAGGUGGCUCAGGCAACGCCCUGGCUGCCUCCGUCCACCACUACUCACAGUCGUCUCCAGCGUGGAACGAGGAGCUGCUGUUAAGCUGUGGUUUCAUGCUGUGCAAAGGUCUGGUUGGCUCCAUGGACCUGGUGUCGAUCCACCUGGCCUCUCGGCAGCGCCUCUUUUCCUUCCUCUCCUUGGCCUGGGGCUUCGUCGCAGACGUCGACAUCGAGAGCGAGAAAUACCGUCAUGUCGGAGCGAUACGCUUCCUGAUGGGCACCCUGGUGCGCCUGGCCUCCCUCAGAGUCUACCAGGGAAGGUUAGCGUAUCUUCCCGUUAACGAGACACUUCCGACAGGGAAGCACCCACCUCCCUCCACUCCUCAGCACCCCUCGCUCUGCUCCUCCCUCCCCUGUCAGCUCAUCCCCAACACCUCCCCGAACCGAAACUCUCGCCGCAAUCACAACAGCACAAAUUCCAACCACAACACUAUCACCAACUCCUCCAACAACGCCAUCACCACCAAGAGAACUGAGACCCAGAGUGAUGGCAAGACCGAAGAACCGGUGGACUCUCUGCUUCCUGGCUUGGACCAGCCAGUUCCAGAGAGCUGGACGGUGGUCAAGGAGGAGGACUUUGUCUUGGUGCUGGCUAUUUACCAGUCCCACCUGGCUGAGGACCUGUGGACAGCCCCUGGCGCAAUGGCAGACGACGGGCUGAUUCAUCUGUUCUACGUGACAGCGGGAAUCUCUCGUCCAGCCCUCCUGCGCCUUUUCCUCGCCAUGGAGAAGGGCGCCCACUUGGCGUGCGGUUGCCCCCACCUGGUGUACGAGAAGGUGAAGGCCCUACGGCUGGAGCCCAUCUCUCCACAAGGCAUGAUCACUGUGGAUGGCGAGAUGGUGGAGUACGGACCUGUUCAGGCUCAAAUCCACCCAGGACUGGCCAGACUUAUAUGUGGAUGAACUUGGAUUAUCUUAAUCUUCUUCUGGCUGUAGAGCUUUCUAGUUUGGCCUUUUAUACUCAGUGUUGAUUUCUUUUUACGUAUGCUGUGUUUUUCAGAAGUGCCAAAGACAUUUUAUCUCUGGAAAAUUCCUCUAUUUUUCUACAGAAACAUUUUGUCCUAUUUUUAUGGACCCCCCUCUGUCACCUCUUUCUCUCAAUGUUUGAUUUUUAAUUCAGGGUCAAAGCCAUGGAUGGUUGUUCUUGAUGCUGGCUGGUCCCAGCUUAGAGAAAAAUGUGAAGGGAUUACGUUUGUGUGUGUGUGUGUGUGCAUAAGAUAGAUCUUUAUGUAUGCUUGUGCGCACUCGAGUGUGUGUAUGUGUGAGACUGUGCAUGAGGAGCUUUGGCACAUGCAGUGGCAGUGAGGAGUGCAUUGUGCACUCUUGCUGUCCGACCUAAUAAGCAUGAAACACAUGAAGAGAAGCACAUUUUCCCGUCCUUGGAGGGCUUGUGGAGAAACAACGCCCCUUGUCCCACCGUACGCCAAGCCUGGGGUCGGCAAUCUCCCUCCUGGGCAGCCUCCGCUUGAGCCUGGCAAAGAGGAGCUUUCUUCCUGAGGAGAUAGAAAUCUUUUGGGGGAUUUGAUCUUGAAAAAUCUCGUCUAUAUAAAAAACUCAAACAAUACCAAAUCAAAGCAUCAGUUCCCGGUGAAUUCGACUCCCCCCUUUUCAUUUUUACUGUGUGUGUGUGUGAAAACUUCCUCCAGCUGAUAAUGCAUGCGGCGUCGGUGGAGCAGAGCCUGAGCUGAGGUUACACCUCCACCGCCGGCCCAUCCAUUUCCUGUCCUGCUCUCUUUACCCUGCUUCAACUGCAACCAUCAUCAAACUGUAGGAACCCGCCUCCACUCACACAUAAACACACACUCUCACUUUUCUCCCCCCCCCCCAUCCUCCUCCUCUGCACUUACACUCAUGAGCACACAUUCCCUCGCAUCUCUGCAGCACUUAGCGGGGGGGAGGGGCAUGGUCUGCUACUGUGCAUAUGAUCCCCUCUCCUCUUGCCAUCUUAAGAUUGUCAUCUCUCUCUCUCUCUCUCUCUCUCUUCUUUCCCAUCCUUGGUUAAUGAGCCAUCAGCACCUAAUGUGUCCUUAAUAUUGUCUCCGAAAAGCGUGCAAAAUAGACUUCCCUGGAGUGAUUUUUUUUUAUUUUUUCAAAUCCUACGAAAGCUUUUAAGUGAGUUUCAGCGCUUCACACUUCUUUAGACUGGAGGAGAGAGCAGGGUUUCCACACGGGAUCAGUCAGCGUUGCAUAUCGAGAGAGGCAUGCGAUCAGUGUGAGCUGCAUGGAGUCAAGCGCUCUGCUCCGAGCUGUGUGUGGCCUUUUUCUCGCUGGUUUGCUGGUGCUGUGGUGAUGAGCAUCAGUGCUCCGGGGCAGAAGAGAGUGCAGAUGUUAGCAUUAUCAUCACACACACACACGUAUACACACACACACCAGUUUAUUUCAGGUCACAGUGGCCAAUGCCAGAAUUAUUACACCCACAGGUAUGCAGCAACUUAGAGACUGACCUUAAAAACAAAUCAUAAUCUUCAGUUAUGAUAAAACAACAGGAUGUUAACAGGGUAGACGAGUUUAUACUCUAUGAAUUUCUGAAGAAUCUGUGCUAUGCUAUGCUGAAAGUGAUGAUGACAGGCUAAUGGGGUCCAAAGAUGUGCUGAUUAUAACAUUUUAAAGGGUUUGAUGAACACAUUACUGUGCAUCCCGAGCGCAGUACAGUCAAUGCAAUGAGCUGAUGGCGCACAUUCUUUUCCUGCUGAUAUUUGUGGAGCUUUAUGAAAGAAAAAAAGUGUUGGUGGAUUCUACUGGGAGAGGCGUAAAUAUUAAAAAUAUCUUUGCGUAAUGCAAACAGAAGGAAGGCCUCUUUAGGGACCGUGUGAAAAUUAUUGGGAGCGUGGAAGAGGGGGCUAAACCUUUUUGUUUCACUGUGUUAAGAAGUAAAGCUCUGCAUAGUGUUGUUGAGAUUUGGAUGCAUAAGAGGAAACAUGAUUAACUUUGCCAAACUGAAAUUUAUAAGCUAAAUAUAUACAAAACACAUUUGGGCUCGCUGAUAUAGCCAACAAAUAAAAUCUUGAUUUCUGUCAUAAUUCAAAUAUCUUAUUUUUGUAUCUUCAUGUGCACGAAAAAAACAAACAAACAAACCUGCACUUAAUCAAGGCUGUCUUCACUGUGCACAUUUAAAACAAAAAAUAAAUAAAUACAGGUUAUCUAAUCCAGCUGUGGUCCAUCAGUGCCAGAUGCUUCAGUUAAAUGUAGGACAGACGUUAAUUAUCAGUUGCAGCAUCAGUUCAUCCCCUGCUGUUUGUGUUUCUUGACAAGACCUCGGGCUGGUAUCUGCAGAUAGAUGCUAUCUAGCAUUAACUACCCAGCAGGUAGAGACAGAAUAAGUCCCUUUAAGAGCUACAAUGUACUUGAAGUUGACUUCUUCCAUCCAUAUUCACUGUAGUGCCGAUUUCUUUUUGCCUAUUACUUGAUUUUUUAAAACAUAUUUACACUUUACAUUAACUGUAUGAUAGUCAUAGCUGCGACUCGUGUACGACAUACUGUAUCUUCUACCAUUACUGUAUCCUCAGUGAAGCCGUCAAGGUGCUUUGAAUGCAUUAUCAUGUGCCCACAUGCACUGUUCAUUACUAAAUGUAUAAAGUGCAUGACACUCGGGUAGAGAUAAGCUAUGCAAAUGCGUUGUCAUGGCCGCAGAUAUGUGGAGUGAGGGGUCCCUCUGCUGGACCUCACUGAGCGACAUCCUCAUGUUAUGCAAUGCAAUCUUUCCUGCUUCUUGUAUGUACAGUCAUGGAUGGGUUACAACAUUAAGCUCAGCUGCAGGAGACAUUUUUAAAAAUAUAUAUAAAUCUCCAUUAAUGGAAGCCAACAUCCAGCUUAUUGUAAUUUAUAAUCAGAGAAAUGUACUUGAUACUUGCGUAGAACAGCUGCAAAUAAUAAUCAAUGUCAACAUCUCGGUGUAGGGUGUUGUUACACUACUGUUAACUUAUGGUACUGUACUGUUCAAUUCUUUAUUUCCACUGGCUGCUUUAAUGUAACAGCAGUUUUUACAUAUGUUAAUAUUUGUCUUUGUUAAUACUGUCAUUGCAUUUUAUAAAUGUUUGAGGAGACGUGUCACAGAAAGGAGAUAAACCUCUCUGAAGCAGCAUCGCUCGGUGACCCGAUGAUGUUUUUCUCAUGAACAUUCGUGUCUUGCUAUUGUAUCCACACUUCAUCAAAAGCCUGAAAUAACGACAUGAUUUUACAGAUCGCUGACGAAUGUUUUAUUCAUUGUUUUGUCGUUUAAUGUAGUGGUAUAGAUGGGCUUUCUAGUCCAGUAGAUCAGGGCCAUCCAUGUGUUAUGGUUGAAUGUGUUCUACUGUUAGUUUAGGUAACCGUUUUGUAUAAAUCGUGUGCCACGUGUUUGCAGCUUUUCACUUUAAAGUACGUGCAAAUAAAGUGCCUUAGCCAUAACCCAAGACAGCAGAUAGGUGAUGAACAGGAAAACAAACACUUUUAUGAUUUUAGUGAAAGACAGUACAGUGGUGUGCAUCAGUGUUACGCUCCAGGCUCUGAUAGACAGGCUACAAUACAAACACAGUCUCUUUUUGUGAAGGCAUGAGUGUAUGUGAUCUGUAAAGCAUUCUUAAAGAGGGUUUCAAGUUUUAACGUCCAUAAAAGGUUGUUAUUACACUCCUUGAGCUGGCUGUUGCCUGGCUACUCAUCAUCUGCUUUUAUUUUCUUGUACUUCUUCGUUUCUAGACUUCUUUUUA